AUGAGUGGCUGUGAUAACGGGCAGGAACGAGACAAAGACCUGGCGUCUAUGGCGGUUGGGGGGUCUGCUGUGCCACUUGUUGGGGCGGUCAAGCCACUUCUAGCCCUUGUCAAUAAGCGCAACAUCGAGGCACAGGGGAAAUUGAAAGAUGGUGCCCUUGUACAGCUGAAGGUGAAGCGUAGGAUUUUAGGCCACUGCCGGGACUACUGCACGGCUCCAGCGACAGCGACAGCGGCACGGCUACAGCGACAGCGGCACGGCUACAGCGACAGCGACAGCGACACCACAGGGAAGUUGUCUGUUGGUCAGUGGCUCACGCGAUGCGGUACGCGGGUGUCCAUGCGGGCAUGA
Molecule: messenger RNA, 351 nt
Organism: Pseudogymnoascus destructans
Lineage: Eukaryota; Fungi; Ascomycota; Leotiomycetes; Thelebolales; Thelebolaceae
Exons: 1
Coding region: 1-351 (116 amino acids)
Source: RefSeq, a predicted model, not a curated record